This is a messenger RNA of Tribolium madens (black flour beetle), 927 nucleotides long. RefSeq lists its product as uncharacterized. Gene Ontology annotation, molecular function: odorant binding; olfactory receptor activity. Gene Ontology annotation, biological process: sensory perception of smell; detection of chemical stimulus involved in sensory perception of smell. Gene Ontology annotation, cellular component: plasma membrane. Bases 1 to 888 code for a protein of 295 amino acids. Lineage: Eukaryota; Metazoa; Arthropoda; Insecta; Coleoptera; Tenebrionidae. The transcript has 4 exons. The record is from RefSeq and is a predicted model, not a curated record.
AUGUUUGCAACGAAACAACAUCUGCAGCAUUUCAAACUAAAUAUCACUGUGUUAAAUUUAAAAGGGCUUUAUUCUCGAAAAAUUCACUCAAUCGUGUAUAAAAUAUAUUUAGUUAUCAUGUACGUUGCUGCAUUUAUGCCCACAGUGGUGCUAAACUCGCUUCAUUUUCUCUUCACGGAAGAUUUCGCAGCUAGUGAAUUUAUUAUGGAAGGCUUCACGUUAAUGCCGUUCCUUAUAAAAACCUCUAAAAUCCAGAAUUGCGUUAAUUAUUUUGACACCAUCAAUAUCAUUUUAAGUAAUGAUGUAAAAUUUUUUGAAGAUUGUGUUGGGAGUUGUCGCAAUACAAAUAUUUUUUUUAAUGAAUGUUCGGUAAGGUGGAUGGGUUUUGUUACACAAGUUGUACUUCGUAAAGAUCCUGAAGAGAUUCCAUUAAAAAUGUGGUUUUGGGUUAGCAGUCAUGACAAACCCAUGCUGUAUUAUUUUAUUUAUUGGCUUCUUAUUUUUGGUUAUUCAGAUUUUGCUUGUGGCACAAUUGACUCUAUGAUUGGAGGACUGAUUUAUCACGCAACUGCUCAACUUCAAAUUCUCAAAAGAAAUUUACAAUAUAUUGACGAAUAUAUUAAUGAAAAAUACAAAGACAAAAGUUCAACAAGUUGUAAUGUUACUUAUGAAGAAAUAAUUAAAUGUGAUUUUCGUUAUCAAAAAAUUGCAACUUAUGUCGAUGAGUUAGUUAAAGACUCUUUUUCCCAUGUCUUUUGUAACCAACUUGUCGGUCGUGUUUUCUUGAUUGGGUUGUGUGGCUUACAAGUAAUCAGAGUAAUUAGGACAAUUGAGUCACCAAUAUAUCUAAAUUAUCUGCGGGUCAUAUUCUUUAAAAAAGCUCAGUAAAUAUUUUUCUUAUUAUAGAAUUAUACUCUGAUCACUGCC